Eurypyga helias (sunbittern) is the source of this 570-nucleotide messenger RNA. RefSeq names its product transmembrane protein 80-like. The record is from RefSeq and is a predicted model, not a curated record. Bases 1 to 570 code for a protein of 189 amino acids. Gene Ontology annotation, biological process: non-motile cilium assembly. The transcript is spliced from 5 exons. Gene Ontology annotation, cellular component: ciliary transition zone. Lineage: Eukaryota; Metazoa; Chordata; Aves; Eurypygiformes; Eurypygidae.
AUGGCGAGGCGAGUGUGUCCCGCUGAUAAUGUCUCCGAGAAGGUGGAUGAAACGCCCUGUCACAGUUUUGCUCUCCGCAAAACAGCCAUCGAGGCUUCUCACUUCGGAAUAUUAACGAGAUUUGUUUUCUUCUCUUUAUUUUUUCCUUCUCAACGGAAAGGAGGAACUUCCUCAGUUCUCUCGUCGGUUCCUUUACAGAUGCUGUUUUAUGUGAAUGGGAUUUAUUACAUCUUUUACUUCCUGGCAACGCUGGCAAUGAUUGUUUAUAAAAGUCAAGUUUUCAGUUAUCCAGAUGAGUUUUUGGCUCCUGAUCUCGCCCUGCUUUUCGCUAUGGCCGUUCUCGAAGCGCUCCGAUUAUACUUGGGUUCAAAGGGUAACCUGACCGAAGAAGAGGCUCCGUUAGGGCUCAGUCUUGUGAUGACGGUGGGAAGUGUGAUGCUGUCCGUGUAUUUCCUGGUGUGGCAAACCUACGUGCUGAAAGCAGACGUCAUCGUCAACGCUGUUCUGCUCUUUACAUACGGGCUUGAGUCAGUACUAAAGGUCACCACCAUCGCUGCCUUUAUCAGCUGA